GCAAACACAUUAUUUUUGAUACAAAAAAAUACGUCAAAUUCUGGUCAAAACAUACAUUUCCACUUGUUUUGAACAAAAUGUGUUAAUUUUAAUUGAAUGUUAAGUUUAAAUGUUGAUUUUCUUCAAAGUUUAUUGAAAUAUGUUGCCAAACUAGUGUUCGAGACUUUAGUUUUGUGUAAUUUCACGAAGAGGGUAUUGUUAAGAGUUCGUGGAAGUCCAGCUGGUGGCAACAAUGGAGGAUGAUCCCGCGCCCUCAUCACAUUCAGAAAUGGCCCACGAGGGCGGCGGGUCGGAGGGCUCCCCGCAGCACACGCCGUCGCCCCCGCACCCCGCGCGCCUGCCCCUGGCCGACUCCAGCUUCCACCACCAGAUCAUGCAGAGUCAGAGCCCGAGAAAGAACCAUAUCGCAGAGAGAGCGAAACAAACCUUAGAGAAUAAUUUCCUGCUGCAACUGAAGAAGCAGCAGCAGCUCCAGCAGGAGAUCCUGCUGCAGCACUUCCAGCAGCAGAGCCAGAAGCUGGCUCAGGAGCACGAGCAGCAGCUUAGGCAUCACUUAAAGGUGUUGAGUAUGUUUGGGGCGCAGCUUCACCCCGAUGAUCUGAAGUGCAAGGUAACCCUCCAGAUGUGGGAACAGCAGAAGGCGCUGGAGGAGGCGGCGCUGCGGGAGGCGAGGGAGGCGCGCGAGGCGCUGGAGGCGCGCGAAAGGCACGAGCGCGACCGCGCCGAGCUGCUGCGCAAGAAGGACAAGCUAGAGCCCAGCGCCAACGCCUCCUCGCAGGUCAAGCAGAAGCUGCAGGAGUUCCUCAAGAAAAAACAGGCGGCCGCUAACGCUAACGGCACGGUCCCCGGGGGGUCGCCUUACAGGAAUUGGGGCAUAGUGAAGUCGUCGUCGGGCGAGUCGAUCACGUCGACGGGCGCAACGGCGACGGCGCACCCGUACCGGCUGGCGGCGCCGUUACCGCUGGCGCUGAACGCCGCGCCGCCGCAGCCCUCGCCCAGCGACUACCCGCUGAGGAAGACCGCGUCGGAGCCGAACAUGCUGAAGGUGCGGCUGAAGGCCCGCGUCAUCGAGCGCCGCGCCUCGCCGCUCGCGCGCCGCCCGCUCAAGCCGCGCGUCAAGCACCGCAACUGCGACGGCACGGGAUCUCCGCGCGGGUCGCCGCCGGGCGUAGCGCCGCCCAUCCGCGAGGAGGACGAGUGCGGGCGCGCGGCCGAGCUGCUGUUCUCGUCGCCGUCCAUGCCCAACAUCUCGCUGGGCCGCCCGCACCUGCCGCACGCGCACCUGCCGCACCCGCCGCACCCGCCGCAUCCGCCGCACGCCGCGCAUCCCACGCCAGCGCAGGUGUCAGUAUCCCUCCCGCCCGUGUCAGAGGCGGAGGCGUUUUGCCCAACGGUGGGCGUGGGCGUGGGCGGCGUAGGCGUCGGCGUAGGCGCGCGGCUCAUCAAACGGCCCCUCGGCCGCACACACUCGGCGCCGCUGCCGCUGGGCGACCCGGCGCUGCAGCCGCCCGUAGCACACCAUUACCUCAGGGACCAGAUACGAAAAACGAGUGUUGGCAUUAUAUCACNGCUCGUCGGCGCGCGCGCGCCCGCCACCGGGCUCGCCUACGACCCGCUCAUGCUCAAGCACGGGUGCGGCUGCGGCGCGCACGCCCCGACGCACCCGGAGCACGGUGGGCGGUUACAAUCAGUGUGGGCGCGCCUGUGUGAGACCGGGCUCAGCGCGCGCACGGAACGCACGCGCCCGCGCAAAGCCACGCUUGAGGAACUACAGCGGCGCGCGCUGUCCUCGCCGCUCGUCGGCGCGCGCGCGCCCGCCACCGGGCUCGCCUACGACCCGCUCAUGCUCAAGCACGGGUGCGGCUGCGGCGCGCACGCCCCGACGCACCCGGAGCACGGCGGGCGGUUGCAGUCAGUGUGGGCGCGCUUAUGUGAGACCGGGCUCAGCGCGCGCACGGAACGCACGCGCCCGCGCAAAGCCACGCUUGAGGAACUACAGUCGGUGCACACAGAAGCGCACGUGCUAACAUUCGCGGGGCGCGGGCGCGGCGAGGGCGGCGUGCGGCAGCUGGUGCGGCUGGCGUGCGGCGGCGUGGGCGUGGACGCCGACACCGCCUGGUCGGAGGCGCACACGCCGCCCGCAGCACGCAUGGCCGCCGGCGCCGUGCUCGACCUCGCGCUGCGCACCGCGCGCGGGGACCUGCGCAACGGGUUUGCGGUGGUGCGGCCGCCGGGACACCACGCGGAGCCAAACCAGGCGAUGGGCUUCUGCUUCUUCAACUCCGUGGGCGUGGCCGCGCGCCUGCUGCACACGCGCCUGCGCCUGCAGCGCGUGCUCGUCGUCGACUGGGACGUGCACCACGGCAACGGCACGCAGCAGAUGUUCUACGAGGACCCGCACGUGCUGUACAUCAGCCUGCACCGGCACGACGACGGCAACUUCUUCCCGGGCACGGGCGCGGCGGCCGAGUGCGGCGCGGGCGCGGGGCUCGGGCUCACCGUCAACGUGGCCUGGCCCGCCGCGCCGCCGCACGGCGACGCCGAGUAUCUCGCCGCCUUCCGCUCCGUCGUCAUGCCCAUCGCCAAGGAGUACGACCCUGAGAUGGUGCUUGUAUCGUGCGGCUUCGACGCGGCGGCCGGGCACCCCGCGCCGCUGGGCGGCUACAGCGUGUCGCCCGCCUGCUUCGCGCACAUGACCGCUGAUCUCAUGACCCUCGCGGGCGGCAANUGUUACUUCAAAGGGGUCAUCCAAUCGGUGCACACAGAAGCGCACGUGCUAACAUUCGCGGGGCGCGGGCGCGGCGAGGGCGGCGUGCGGCAGCUGGUGCGGCUGGCGUGCGGCGGCGUGGGCGUGGACGCCGACACCGCCUGGUCGGAGGCGCACACGCCGCCCGCAGCACGCAUGGCCGCCGGCGCCGUGCUCGACCUCGCGCUGCGCACCGCGCGCGGGGACCUGCGCAACGGGUUUGCGGUAGUGCGGCCGCCGGGACACCACGCGGAGCCGAACCAGGCGAUGGGCUUCUGCUUCUUCAACUCCGUGGGCGUGGCCGCGCGCCUGCUGCACACGCGCCUGCGCCUGCAGCGCGUGCUCGUCGUCGACUGGGACGUGCACCACGGCAACGGCACGCAGCAGAUGUUCUACGAGGACCCGCACGUGCUAUACAUCAGCCUGCACCGGCACGACGACGGCAACUUCUUCCCGGGCACGGGCGCGGCGGCGGAAUGCGGCGCGGGCGCGGGGCUCGGGCUCACCGUCAACGUGGCCUGGCCCGCCGCGCCGCCGCACGGCGACGCCGAGUACCUCGCCGCCUUCCGCUCCGUCGUCAUGCCCAUCGCCAAGGAGUACGACCCUGAGAUGGUGCUGGUAUCGUGCGGCUUCGACGCGGCGGCCGGGCACCCCGCGCCGCUGGGCGGCUACAGCGUGUCGCCCGCCUGCUUCGCGCACAUGACCGCUGAUCUCAUGACCCUCGCGGGCGGCAAGGUGGUGCUGUCGCUAGAGGGCGGCUACGACCUGCCGGCGGUGUGCGACUGCGCCGAGGCGUGCGUGCGGGCGCUGCUGGGCGAGCGCCUGCCGCCGCCGCCGCUGGCCGAGCUGGCGCGCGCGCCGCACCCGGCCGCCCAGCGCGCGCUCAAGGCCACGCACGCUGUGCACGAGCACCACUGGCCCACGCUGAAGCGCUACAGCUCGCUGAUCGGCAUCAGCGCGCUGGAGGCGUCGCCGGCGCUGGUGCCGGGCUCUGCGGAGCGCGACGCCGCCGACACGGCCGCGGCCAUGGCCACGCUGUCCAUGACGUCCAUGGCGCAGCCGCGCGCCGAGCCCAUGGACCAGGACGACAAGUGAUUCCAGCCACAUUCCACCGCCGCGCCGGCCGCGCCCGCGAGGCGGACCCUGCGUGGUAAAAUUAAGACAAAUCUUAAUUUGAGAGCUUUAAAAUGUAGUAAAAUAUUUUAUGUGUACAAAUAUGUUGUUGUUGUGCGUCCGAGCGAGCGCCCGGCCCGCUCCGAACCAAAGAUUGCCCCCGGGGCGGCCCCGGCCUCGGACCGCGGACCCGCCGCGUCGCUGUCCGUUGAACUUUUCUUGUGGUACUUUCGAGAUGUACGCUCACUGUUGAACAGGUGCUCUCUUUCGGUCGCACAAACGUCCGGAAACCGUUUCCGGAUCGGAUGAUUUCUGUUGAAUGUUUCGUGCGCGAGCAUUUUGUGAACGACGUGCCAACCGUUCGCCGGUGGCGGCGUCGUCUUAUGAUAUUAGCGGAUGUCUCGUGAUGUAUGUUGUUGUCGACUGAGUCGUCGAAGUGCAAUAGGCGGGGCGCCCCGCCGCGGGGCCCUCGCCGAUAUAUUUUUGUAAGAUGGCUGUCUGUGUGCGUGCGGGGCGACCCUUGUA
Messenger RNA from Ostrinia furnacalis (Asian corn borer), 4384 nucleotides. RefSeq names its product histone deacetylase 4 (gene HDAC4). The record is from RefSeq and is a predicted model, not a curated record. Gene Ontology annotation, cellular component: histone deacetylase complex. Bases 233 to 3841 code for a protein of 1202 amino acids. Gene Ontology annotation, molecular function: histone deacetylase activity. Gene Ontology annotation, biological process: epigenetic regulation of gene expression; negative regulation of transcription by RNA polymerase II. NCBI's taxonomy places the organism in Eukaryota, Metazoa, Arthropoda, Insecta, Lepidoptera, Crambidae. The transcript has 27 exons.